This is a messenger RNA of Pararge aegeria (speckled wood butterfly), 3033 nucleotides long. RefSeq lists its product as uncharacterized. The record is from RefSeq and is a predicted model, not a curated record. The transcript has 6 exons. Gene Ontology annotation, cellular component: extracellular matrix. Bases 1 to 3033 code for a protein of 1010 amino acids. Lineage: Eukaryota; Metazoa; Arthropoda; Insecta; Lepidoptera; Nymphalidae. Gene Ontology annotation, biological process: cell adhesion; extracellular matrix organization. Gene Ontology annotation, molecular function: cell adhesion molecule binding.
AUGAGGGGUAGCGUUUAUGCUUUUCUGUUGUUGGCGCAUGCUGUGGCCGCCAUCACUGGACCCAGGAUAGAAAAUGAAUUCGACCGAAGUAGACAACCAGCGCUGGGUCAGUCUAGCUUCAACGAACAUCAGACGAGAUUCGGACCAUCGCCCUCGCUUCAGACCUUCCAAGCCCAACAAGCUGUAUUAAGUAGUCCACCACCGCCGAUUCAGUUCCCUCAACCCAUCUUCCAACAGCAACCUUACGUUCCCCAGUUUAAUAAUUUGCUGCCAUCUCAGAAUCUACCUGUGCAGAACAAUAAUGGCUUCCACUUUAGCCAACCAUCAAAUAUUAAUUCACCAAUAAAUAACUUCCAACAAGUUCCACAACUCAAUCAAAAUAUACCUCAACCAAUCCCAACGCUAGCCACUUUCCAAAAUAACCCGGUUCCUUUAUCACCCCAAACGUUUAACCAAAAUUUGAACAUUGUACAACAGCGACCAACUCAGGCCGCUUUCCGACCAACUCUGACAUCCGUUCCGAACCAAGGUUUUCAUGGACCAAACCCAAUUACAAUACAAGCUGCACCAAACCUAUCACCUCAGAACUUUAACAACGCCCAAAUCCCUUUUCAAUCUUCCCUGAAUCAAUCACCUUUGAUUUCUAACGGACAAGCAGUAACUCAACUGCGGGACUAUUAUGAACAACAGUCAAAAGAAAAUCUUGAAAAAUUAAAAGAGCUUCAGGAAAGGCAGCGUAUCAUUCAGAAACAUCAAGAGUUUGUCCAGAAACAGCAGCAAAAACAGCAAGAAAAGGUUGAGAAGCUACACGAAGAGUUUGUAAGUAAACAGGCAACAAAAUCCAUACCGACCUACACAACAACAGAAAGUUAUGAAGAUUUUUACAAACAAAAUCAAGAGAAACGCAGGCCGCUGCAACCGCAUGAAACAGAUUUGUUUAGAAAGGCCAUUGAACUUUAUGAGAAGGACCACCCAACUACCACCACGACAACGACUACAACUACAACAACAACUCCACGUCCUCGACCUACCACAAGACUACGGACACGACCUCCAACUAGGACGAGAGCCCCUCCACAAGACAGAAAUAAACAAAAACUAUACAAUGAAAUAAAAGACCUGCUCGAAGAGAGCGAUACUAAGGGUUUUGAUGACAACUUGAGAGCUAAGAGUGUUGCCUUACUCCAAAAACCUGAUAUCUUAAAACAGUUGAAAGUAGCGUUAGCUGAAAACCCGGAAGAUUUCAACGAGAAGAAUUUCUCAUCACGUGAAAUAUCUUUGAAUGGACAGAAGUUUGAAGUAAUAAGAACCACCAAUCCUAAUUUAAUACCAAAGGGCGCGAUAGCUGCCGAUAGCCCAGAUUUAGGUAAAUUCAUUCAUGCUUCUCAAGAGCCCCAAAAGGAGAGUCGGUUAUCAUUUGAAGAUUUAACGAAAGGGGUUUUACCUCCUGGCGCUAAUUUUGAACUCAUCAAGCAGUCUGAUAAUGGUAAAUUGGAAGAAGUUUCCAGGAUACCGAAUUCACUUCAAAACAAAAAGAAAGUAACUUUCGUUUUCCUCGAGGAGCAGGAUGAUGGUUCGUACAAAGUGAAAGGCGUUAAAGCUAAUGGUCAACAGACUGAAGAGGGUCCUGAAGUAGAAGAUAUAUUGAACAAAAUAAAGAGAGGAGAAAUACAACUUCCUGGGCCGACCAAAAUUUCAAACAAUGCAUACACAUCAACUACGGCGAGCCCAUCUACUCAAUCGACUGAAUAUAUUGCAGAAUCAUCUUAUCAUCCCUCAAGUUACACUAGUUACGUCACAACAUCUAAUUACGGAACCUCUGGGCAUACUAACCCAAUACAGACAACGCCAUCUCCUACAUAUCCAUCAUACCGCAACUCCGUUGCUUCUUCAACAAAAGUAACUCCUGUAACACAGACCUUCCCUCCGUCAACUCGCGGUACUACAACUGAGGUUCCACAACCUAGAUAUGUAAUCAAAUCGUCUACCCCCACAUAUAAUGUUAACAGAAACAGUUACAGCCCAAGGAAUCCUUUCCACAGCACCACCGUAUCAAAUACUACUCCUGCCUAUACAAGUAGACCUACCCCUCAAGAUAUUGUCGUCAUUGGAUCAUCUAGCACAAUUUCACCGAGCUAUGAAGAAUCUACUCUUAAUUCAAACUACGCUAGAAGUGGGACCCCUGAUCUAAUAGAUAUCCUAAAGGAGAAUGGUCUUUUUGCGACAGCUAAAUACUUGAAGCAGUCUGGAUUAGAUGCAAUAUUGAAUGAAACGGGACCCUACACAAUUUUUGCCCCAACUGACAAAGCUUUCAGGACAUUAUUGGUGCAACUAGGUGGACCAGAUAAAGCUGAAGAGAAGUUCCGCGACAAUCCUAGACUGCUAAGUGGGUUGCUGCUUCAUCACGUUAUCCCCGGUGCAUUCGACGUCGGUUCCCUCCAAGAUGAGAUGACUGGAGUCUCGCUGGCGGGCACGCAGCUUAGAGUCAACCAGUACGACAUGCACGACGUCGAGUGGAAUGAGGUUCGCGUCACUACCAUCAACGGUGCAAGAGUUCUCGAUGACAAGAAGGAUAUAAACAUUCCUCAGGGUAUAGCUCACGCAGUAGACAGGGUAAUGUUCCCGCUACCAGUAGGCGAUAUUGUGCAAACGCUGCAGGCAGAUAGAGACCGACGAUUCACCACCUUCCUCAAGGCGGUCAUCGCAAGUGGCAUGGCCGAUAUACUAUCAGAGAGCAAAACAUACACGGUAUUCGCCCCAACGGACGCGGCGUUCGCCCGUCUCCCGCCCUCUGAACUAUCGCGAUACUCUGAGAAGGCAGCCGCGAAGGCGCUGGUAGCGAAGCACGUGUUGCCGGGAACCUUGUACAGUGCAGGAAUGAGAUACUACCAGCUGCGAAACUCCAUGGAGGACGCUAAACCGUUGACCUUGCAGAAGAGUUCUGGUCGCAUCAAAGUGAACAACGCGCAAGUGGUGACACACAACAUCCCCGCGACCAACGGCGUCAUCCACGCUGUGGACACCCUGCUGUAA